Molecule: messenger RNA, 1122 nt
Organism: Pocillopora verrucosa
Lineage: Eukaryota; Metazoa; Cnidaria; Anthozoa; Scleractinia; Pocilloporidae
Product: protein SPMIP1-like
Source: RefSeq, a predicted model, not a curated record
AACUGAUUGUAGCAUUCCGCAGGAGCGUAGGACAAACAUUGCUAUUAAGACUUCAAACAAACUUAACACACUGCUGGCGACUUUUGCAAACUCUAAAGCUCAAGAAAUCUGUCAAGAUGGUGCGGGAAUUAAAUAUGGAUACGCAGCGUCAAAACUUUUGGAAGGAAUCCAUCGACAAGGAAGCAUAUGUCCGCUUGAACUGGCAUUCAAGAUAUUCCAAAGAAUUUGCGCGCGACGUAGCCGCCAUGGCUGCGAAACCUCGAAAAGAAGGACUUAAAAUCAACGCUUUGCAGGGGUUGAAGCAAGAAAUGGAAGAGAAGGAAAAGGAGAAGAAGGAGAGUACUACUAAAAAACAGCUUGAGGAGAAGGCUAAGGCUGAUCCAAAGUCCCUUCUUGUUGAAAUGCGUCCGGUUUCAGGCAAGACACGGGAAUUGUUGUACGACGGUUUCAGCGCACUUGGAGGCGGUCGCUAUGCAUAUUUACAGAAGAGAAAACUUAAGGCUCCGGAGCAUAAAUACGAAUUCCCCAUCACAAGCUCUUGGGAGAUCGGUUGGAGAUUAAACGACUGUAUGAAGACCACAAACCCAUCGUGCGGUCGUACUCGAGUCAUCAAGGACACGUUUUACCGUCAAAAUGGAAUUCUGUACAAUGACUGAAAAGAAAUUAAGUUUUUGAUUAACACAUGUUUGCUCGGAGGUCUUUAUUAUCAAAUAACAUUUGUGACAGAGCUAAUACUUUGAUCUUUACCUUGGAUAAUGAAAAUACUUUUGUAAAACGCUCAGUGUGAUGAGUGAUGAUGUCAAUAACAAAAUUCUCUUCGGUCUUUGUCACACUAAAACGCUAGCGCUAAUUUAGUUAUUAGCAACCAUACUGUAAUUGACUUGAUUAUUGUCAACCAGGAAAUUUUUUGUAAAGGUGCGGGAUAUUUUUAGAGUUUGUAUAAUUUUUUUUCGUGGCGAGCUUUCUUUGAGCGAUUUAGAUCCUUGCCAACUUUUGUCAUGUUGAUGAAGGUUUUUUUUUUAGGAGCGAAUAAGUCACGUGCAGCACCAAGGAAUGUGAGUUUUUUUACUAAUAUUUGCUGUUUAAUAAAUCAAAGUUUUGCCCGUUUUGUACACAUAAUAA